Messenger RNA from Sorex araneus (European shrew), 1485 nucleotides. Its product is annotated as cytochrome P450 2B4-like. The transcript has 9 exons. Gene Ontology annotation, cellular component: intracellular membrane-bounded organelle; cytoplasm. NCBI's taxonomy places the organism in Eukaryota, Metazoa, Chordata, Mammalia, Eulipotyphla, Soricidae. The record is from RefSeq and is a predicted model, not a curated record. Gene Ontology annotation, molecular function: iron ion binding; oxidoreductase activity, acting on paired donors, with incorporation or reduction of molecular oxygen, reduced flavin or flavoprotein as one donor, and incorporation of one atom of oxygen; heme binding. Gene Ontology annotation, biological process: xenobiotic metabolic process. Bases 1 to 1485 code for a protein of 494 amino acids.
AUGGAGCUCAGCGUCCUCCUCCUCCUGGCUGUCCUCACAGGACUCUUGCUGCUCAUGACCAGGGGCCAGCCAAAGGCUCGUGGACGUCUCCCUCCGGGCCCCCGCCCCCUGCCCUUCUUGGGGAACCUCUUGCAGAUGGACAGAAAAGGUCUGCUCAAAUCCUUCCUGAAGAUACGAGACCAAUAUGGGGAUGUGUUCACUGUGUACCUGGGACCACGGCCUGUGGUCAUGCUCUGUGGGACAGAGGCCAUCCGGGAGGCUCUGGUGGACCAAGCUGAAGCCUUCUCUGGCCGGGGAAAAAUUGCUGUGGUUGAGCCAAUCGCUCAGGGGUAUGGUGUAAUCUUUGCCAACGGGGAACGUUGGAAGGUCCUUCGACGAUUCUCACUGGCCACCAUGAGGGACUUCGGGAUGGGAAAGCGGAGCGUGGAGGAACGAAUCCAGGAGGAGGCUCAGUGUCUGGUGGAGGAGCUGCGAAACACUAAGGGAGCCCUCCAGGAUCCCACCUUCUUCUUCCACUCCAUCACUGCCAACAUCAUCUGCUCCAUUGUCUUCGGGGAACGUUUCUCCUACCGAGAUCCCCAGUUCCUGCGCCUGCUGGAUUUGUUCUUCCAAACCUUCGCCCUCAUCAGCUCCUUCUCCAGCCAGGUGUUUGAGCUCUUCUCUGGCUUCUUGAAGUACUUCCCUGGCUCACACAGGCAGAUCUAUAGAAACCUGCAGGAAAUCAUUGUCUUCAUUGGUCAGAGUGUGGAGAAGCACCGCGAGACUCUGGACUGCUCUGCUCCCCGCGACUUCAUCGAUACCUACCUGAUCCGCAUGGACAAAGAGAAGUCUGAUCCGAAUACUGAGUUCCACCAGCAGAACCUCAUCAUCGGUGUACUCUCGCUCUUCUUUGCUGGCACGGAGACCACCAGUACUACGCUCCGCUACGGAUUCCUGCUCCUGCUCAAAUACCCUCAUAUGACAGAGAGAGUCCAGAAGGAAAUCGAUCAGGUGAUUGGCUCACACCGUGCUCCUGCCCUCAAUGACCGAGCCAACAUGCCAUACACCGAUGCCAUCAUCCAUGAAAUUCAAAGAUUUUCGGACCUCCUUCCCAUUGGCUUGCCUCACACUGUCACCAAGGACACACAUUUCCGCGGGUACAUUAUCCCAAAGGGCACUGAAGUGUAUCCCAUCCUGAAUUCUGCUCUCAAUGACCCACGUUACUUCGAGAAGCCAGAAACCUUCAACCCUGACCGCUUUCUGGACACCAAUGGGGAAUUGAAGAAGAACAAUGCUUUCAUGCCCUUUUCCAUAGGGAAGCGCAUCUGUCUUGGAGAAGGCAUCGCCCGCACAGAAUUAUUUCUCUUCUUCACCACCAUUCUGCAGAACUUCAACCUGGCCACCAACAUGGCCCCUGAGGACAUCGACCUCACCCCCAUGGAGUGUGGUAUUGGCAAACUGCCCCCACCAUACAAGAUCCGCUUCUUGCCUCGUGGUGAAAACUGA